Entrophospora candida is the source of this 2635-nucleotide messenger RNA. NCBI's taxonomy places the organism in Eukaryota, Fungi, Glomeromycota, Glomeromycetes, Entrophosporales, Entrophosporaceae. The record is from the annotation of a GenBank genome assembly.
AUGCCAAAUCCUGCUAAAGCAAGUCAACGAGAAAAAGAAAUUGAUGCCGCCAGAUAUAAAGGAAAUUGGAGUGUAAUUCCUGAGCUUGCAAGGAAAUAUCGUAAACAUAAUCCUGCAGGAAUAGUUCUUGAACAAACUGUGUUGGCAGAAUUAGCAUUAGUUCAAGUAAUUGAUAAAGAACAAAUAAAAAAUUUCAAUCCAGAGAAUUAUUAUAGUGACACGUCCUCAAAAAUGUCGAUAAAGCCUCCAAUUGAAGAAUCUUUGAUAAAAGAUGUAUUUAAUAAAUUAGAAAUGGCAUUGUCAGAAGCUAAAGGUCAAGAUAAAGUUUAUACUUCUAUAGUACUUGCGAGGGCAUAUUUUUCUAUUGGACAAUACGAUAAAUGCGUAGCGACAUUGGGUACUGACUUUAUGCACCAGAAAUCACCUGUCGGCUAUAAUUAUAUACUAACUAUCCAAGGAUUGACCUUAAAAGGAAUAUCGCAAGAAAUUCUUGGAGAUCUUGACGAUGCAAUUACUUGUUAUGAUCAAGUUGUAGUAUUAUUGUCACAAUUUUCUGGCGAAAGGUCGGAGCAAUUAUCGACGUGGUCAGAAAUAGCAUUAUACCACAAUGCAUUAUUAAAAGUAAAUUUAAGUGAUGUUAGUAGUGCACUUCAAGCUUUCAGAACAUAUCAACACUAUGCUGCAACAUGGGGUGACAAAUUUCAACUUCAUAAACGUGCAAAUAUUUUUCGACAUUUCAACAAAUUUCUUUCAAAAACUUAUCAAGAAGGAACCUACGUGCCACCAAGAAAUAUCUCACCAUCGAUUAGUACAAAUGUUCAAUCGACAAUUUUUACCCCGCACACUUUUCGAGUAGAAAUCAAUGGACUCCAUCUUUCGUAUGAAAAAGUUCUGGAUCAAAUAACACGAUUUCCAAAAGCUGGUGAAAUUAAUUGGAAAGUUUUGGAGUUUAUUGAUCAAGUAAUGUCUGAUUGGAUUUUGUUAAAUGGAGGCACUGCUGCAGAAAUUAAAAAUCUUAUUGAGAUGUUGUAUCGUGCAACACAAAAAACAUUUCAAUCACCAAGAAUUCUACGUCAUCUCAUAAACUCAUUAAUAACAUUAGGUGAUUACGACGAGGCUGAAUUAGCAGUUAAUGCAUAUAUUGCUUUAGUGGAAAAAGCAAAAGAAACAAACAAAAGCGACGUUGUUAAACGGAUGAGUAGCAGUGGUUUAAAUAAGUUAACUGAAAAAUUUAUUGAUGUGGAAUCAAAUCAAGAUUUUAUGCAAGUUUUAAUAACAAGUGCUGAAUUAAUGGCUAAACAAUUGGACAAGAAAACUUUGGAAUUGGCAAAUAAAGCAAUAAAGUUGAUUGAAAAUAUUGGUGUUGGACUUUCUAAAGAAUUAAUAGCUAAAGCAUGGAGAUUUGUCGGUGUUGGGUAUAGUAUGCUUGCUGAUAAAGAGUAUGAUCCAAAAUCACGCCCAGAAUUCCAUGCUAAAGCUAUUGAUGCACUCAAUAAAUCAAUCAAAUUAGACCCGGAAGCUUUUGAGACUUAUUACCAGUUGGCUCUUGAGUAUGCAAUAACUCGUGAUAUAGGUCAAGCAAUCGAAAGUGUCAAACAAGCUCUUGCUUUAGAUGGUACCAAUAUUCCAUGUUGGCACCUACUAGUAUUACUUCUUUCUUCUCAAAAAGACAUACAAGGAGCUUUGAAAGCAAGUGAAAUCGGUGCUAAAGAGUCAGACUGGGAAACAACUGAUUCGACAGUUGAUUUUAAUACAUUGGCAGCCAUUGGUAAUAAUGAUGGUGAAGAAUUUCUCUCUUUCAAAUUAACACAAAAUGUUUUACAAGAAUUAGCAAAUGGAUCUGAAACAGCAAUUCAAAAUUUUGAUAAGUUGUUUACAUUAUUUGGAAGAGUUUUCCCUGAUUAUAGUUUGGUCUCAUAUUAUGAUUCGAGUUCAAAGAAGCAUGAAAAAUAUGAAGAUACCAUUUCUUCAAAAUUACAAAUAAGUUCUAAUAGCGCAAAAAGUUUUACUAGCUCUUCUGAUAAAAAAGAGGAGUACCUUAGUAGUAGUAAUAAUAACGAUGGUUCGACAAUAUCUAGUGCAACAAACAAAGAGACAUUAGAUGUUCCCAAAACAAAUUAUGCAACAUCAAUUGCUUCUUCUUCAAAAAACUCUGGAUCAUCUGGAGUUCGUCCUAGUCCUACACCAACUAUCACAGACUUAUGGCUUGGAUCGGCUUCGAUAUUCCGUCGCCUUGGUAAUUUAGAGGAAGCUCAAAAAGCUAUUGAGAGUGCCGAGGAAAUUGAUAAUAUGAAUCCUGAUAUUUGGUAUCAGCUUGGUCUUUUACAUUUUGUUCAAGAACAAUAUGUUGAAGCAAUCAGUGCUUUUCAUAAAGCUAUGGCACUGGAUCUAAACCAUGUUCUUAGUUUGGUAUAUUUGGCAAGAACAUAUAUAGAGACAAAAAAUCUUGAGAUUGCUGAAGGUAUACUUGAUGAUAUUACCAAAGGAAUUGGAUGGGAUUGCGCUGAAGCAUGGUUAUAUCUUGGUCAAAUAUACAAAGCUACUAAUCGUAUUAAAAGAGCUAAAGAUUGUCUAUGGUAUACUUUAGAUUUAGAAGAAAGUCAACCCAUAAGAUCAUUCAAUGUUUUACCUCAAU